AUGCCAAGGACUCUCCCUUGGCUUACUGGUGCCGGAACGACGAAACGAGGGCCGAAUUCGCCAGCUCCAGCGAUAAAGCGUACUUCGAGCCCGCGGGUGAAAAACGAACAUGAGACGCCGACGAGAAAGGAGACGUUUACGUCAAAGAGGGAUUUCAUGAAAUCUUCUCCAAGUCCUCCGUCCUCACCGAUUCAUCGCUGCCCAUCAGAAGAAUUCCUCCGCGAAGGUCUAGAUCAAGACGAUAUCUACAUGAUGGUCGAAGACGAGUUCUACUCCGUUGCGCAAUCCUUCACGCAGCAUCUCCACUACGCGGAAUAUAUACGUCGGAAGAAAGAGGUUAAGGCACUAAAUGCGGAUACGAUCGCAGAUAUCGCGAGACCGACCGACGGAGCGACCCCGAUGAGCAAUGAGAUCAAGAAGAAAUACGCCGCAGAGGAGCUCAAGACGAAGCAGAAGGAUGCGAUUGAUGGAGAAUUAGGAAAACAGGCAGGGGAUGGACACGACGAGGACGCGGGCGAUGACUUUGAGGCGGAGAACUCGUGGGCCGGGACGCAUCUGCAGGAUCUUAUGUUGAGUCCGAGGAGAGUGAGGUCGUUGGUAGGGUUGCAGAAGGUUAAAUCUUACACGAGAGCGGCAGCCGGAUUUUCACAGUCGUCUGGGUUGGGGGAUGAUGAUGGUUUUACCUGCAGCGGCCCUGGGAAGGCGGACAACAAAGACCCCAUUGCACUGGAAGAGACCACUGAUGAUGACGAUCUUGAUGUUGGGAUGGGCCAGCCUACUCCGAUGGCUGUCAGGAAUCAGGAAACGUCGAGUCCGGGAUUAUUGCGGAGCACACCUACGAUGCGUCCUUCGAGUGAGGAACGGCACUCCGAAGAUAUUAAAGAGCUACGGGCUCCACGGUCAGAAGGGAAAGUAUCGAACACUAUCCAAGCUAAAAGGAGAUUGAUAUUCGAUGACUUUGACGAGCUUCCGGAGCUGCCCAAGCAUAGUAUACAACCUGAAAAACGACGACCCAGCUCCACAAAUUUUAAACAGAAGAAACUCGACGACAAGAACACUGGGUCGAAGAAAUCUCGACUAAAUGAAGUACCAACAUUCUUGAUCUGA
Molecule: messenger RNA, 1107 nt
Organism: Aspergillus versicolor CBS 583.65
Lineage: Eukaryota; Fungi; Ascomycota; Eurotiomycetes; Eurotiales; Aspergillaceae
Exons: 3
Coding region: 1-1107 (368 amino acids)
Source: RefSeq, a predicted model, not a curated record